ACACAUUUCUCAUGUUUAUCUAAAUUUCAGUAAUGAGUGAUUAUUAUUUUCACAAAUGGAAGGUUGUGCUGAUAGAGCUAAAAAAUCAUGCCAAACUAGACUUGGAUUAUCAGGAAACAAAAGUAUAUGAUCAAAGGUGCUGUGAAGCGGUCCAGCGCUUGGGAAGUGUGCUGUCCAAAUACCUGUACCUCUACAACUGCAGUGUGGACUGCUUGCAGGAGAACCUUCAAGUACAGAAGACUGACUACAUACAGAAUAUUGUCAAUGCAAUCACUGCGAGGAUACUAGAACUAAAACAUCAACUUCGAAAACUUGAAGGUUAUUAUUAUCAAUACUUUAGCAACGGAUUAUUCCAACAUGGACUCACCUUUGAUGACAUUGACCCUAUAGAUGUACCUGCUAAAUUAAUAAGAUCUAAGCAAGUUCAGGCUGUUAUUGAUCACAUUAUGUCAAAAGCUAAGGAGGAGAAAGAAACUUGUUUAGAAGAAGUUGCUGAAGAAGAAAAGUUGUCUCCAAUAAAUUCAUUUUUACGUUUCUGGAAAAACGAUAGUGAAAUUGACGAGGUUGAAAAAGAACAAUCAGAAAUUGUUCCACAGCUUUCCGAAGAAAGUCUCAAAAGAAGAGAAAUGUUAAAACUCAUACAAGCGCAUGAGAGAACCCGUCAAGUUAUACGAUCUGAUACAAGAAGGAUAUUUAAAAGAGACAAAUGGGAAAGAGAGUUAAAAGGUACUUCGAAGCCACAAGCAAGAUUUGAAGUAAAAGAAAGAGCGGCAACAAUUAUUAAGAAAGUGUUUAGGAUGUAUUUCGAGAUAAAAAGACGUAGAUUUAGACAAUUUAAAAUUGACGAAAUGAUUGGCUUUAAUCAUGGCGGCAAACCAAAUUAUGUAGAGAAAUUAAAACAUGAUACGAUAAGAAAUCAACGCCUUGAUAAACAAAAACAAUACAAAGAAGAAAGUUUGUCAAAUAUGGAAGCAAUCGAAAAUAGUUAUUUGAAACAAACAGAACAUAAUAUUGCAGACGAUUACAGAGACUUAAUAAGAGGAUGGUUUAAAAAAUGGUAUGCAGAAGUAAAGUUUUUCUAUGAUAUACCAAAAGAAGAACUAGGUGGAUCUUCUUUGAUUAUCAAAGAAAUGGUUCCUACUCCAUUCGAAUGGCGAGAGGAAUAUGAAGCCUACUUACAAGAAAAAAAACUAAAUAAAAGCAAAACAAGUGCUCAGAGAAAGUUCGAAAAACAAGAAGCAAAGAAGGAACAAAUGAAAGUAAAGAAGGAGGAGCAAAGAAAGUUAAAGAUGGAACAAGAACUAAUAAAGAAGAUGUUUAAAAAUCCCAAGUUACAUCCCGGUUUUUGUUAUCCAAUGUCGAAGAAAACAGAUAACAUUUUAGAAGCAAUCGAAAAGUAUAAAAACGAUUGGAAUGAUUUUGAUACUUGGGAAACAGAAGGUUACAAAGAGGGUUUUGUGCAAGCAAUAGACCAUGAUAAUGCAUGUAUGAAUACCAAAUUGAAAAUAUUGAAAAAAGUCGAUGAAGACAUGAGACAAGAGCUCCAGGUUUUGAAAUGUUCUUUACAAUCAGAAUACAAGAGGAACAAUGAAAAGAUGCCGGAAAAUAUGAAAGUUACACAAAAGAAAGCAAAGAAACAAAAAGUUGACUCCACAAUAUCUGAAAGCGUACAAGAAAAAAUGCAGGAACUAGCAUCGGCGGGCUACUUGAAACAAAAUACAAAGAUGAAAUUUGAAGAUUUUGUAGGAGAUUUCAAUUACGUAGGAGAUGAACUUCGUUGUAUUUUACAAGCUGCAGCACCUCUGUGUGGUGAAACUCGGUUCCUCUGGUGGGAGAAGUGUGGCGAAGUGGUGCUUGGUAGCCGGAGACUCCUACUUGUAGGGCCACGGGGCAGCGGAAAGACUUUGUUAGUGAACAUACUCACAUCUGUUAAUAAUGCAUUAUUAUUCGAGCUGGAUCCAGCAAACGUCUCACCAGAUCAGAUAUCGGCGGAAUAUCUCAAGCAAGUUGUGGGUUCAGUUGUAGCUUGUGCUAGAGCGACACAGCCUGCUGUGAUACAUCUCAAGGGUCUGCAUCUACUUUAUUGUAAUAAGGUACCACCAGACCAAAAGAAACAAAACUUGAAUAUGUUUACACAAUUUUUUGUGAGAAUGUUGUUUAAAAAAAUACACAAGAAUGAUCCGAUUACUGUAAUAGGCAGUUGCCGCGAUCCUUGGUUGACGAAGACAAGCAAAUUGUUAAAAAACUUUCCGGAUGUUGUCAUGAUGCCGCACACCACUUAUACUACUGUUUCUUUUAUCUUAAGGAAAUGGAUGGCUGACAAUCGCGUGGUCCCACGUGAUCUAAACACGCAGAGCAUCGCACACCUCCUGCAAGAAUACACGUUCGGACAUAUCAAAAAUGCACUCGACUGUUUCUUGACGCCUGACAAUAUUAUAAAAAUAGCUGCGUACGGCUUGACUCCGCAGGAAGUGCUCGACCACGUCACACAAAACGAAGACGAGGACAAAGUUGACUUCAAGAAGUAUCAUGAUUGGUACAACGAGAACACUCUAUGGGGCAAACGCGAGGUGAACAGACUCCAAGAUGACAAGGAUUUCUUGUUGCUGCAGCAGAAGUACAUAGAAAAACAGAAGAAACGAGAAAUCGCAGAGAAAAAUCAAACUCCUACCACAAUAGAGGAAUAAAGUUCUUUAAAGAUGCUACAUAAAAAUGUAAAUUUAAUGCCAUUCCCUCCACUGGCUGAUAGAGGCUCAGAUAGCUUAAAAAUGACGUAAC
Papilio polytes (common Mormon) is the source of this 2778-nucleotide messenger RNA. Its product is annotated as IQ and AAA domain-containing protein 1-like. The coding region runs from base 33 to 2687 and encodes 884 amino acids. Gene Ontology annotation, molecular function: ATP hydrolysis activity; ATP binding. The record is from RefSeq and is a predicted model, not a curated record. Lineage: Eukaryota; Metazoa; Arthropoda; Insecta; Lepidoptera; Papilionidae. The transcript is spliced from 19 exons.